This is a messenger RNA of Mercurialis annua (annual mercury), 2022 nucleotides long. RefSeq lists its product as uncharacterized. Gene Ontology annotation, biological process: regulation of DNA damage checkpoint. Gene Ontology annotation, cellular component: nucleus. NCBI's taxonomy places the organism in Eukaryota, Viridiplantae, Streptophyta, Magnoliopsida, Malpighiales, Euphorbiaceae. The transcript is spliced from 5 exons. Gene Ontology annotation, molecular function: DNA binding; protein binding. Bases 148 to 1722 code for a protein of 524 amino acids. The record is from RefSeq and is a predicted model, not a curated record.
CGCCACGUAAUUCCCGCCAAAAGUAAUUUUGCCGCCUAUUUCUAACCAAUUCUAAAAUCAAUAUUGUAAACCUUGAACAAAAUCCACUCUCUCUUCUAACUUGAAAAAACCCUCUCUAUCUCUCUGCUGUUUUGAAUUAGGGUUUCCAUGGCGCCACAAAAGCUAACUGAAUACGAGAAGAAAAGACUCGACAACAUUCGUCGGAACGAUCAAAUGAUGGCCGCUCUCAAAAUCCAUUCCACCGCCUCUCAACUCUCAGCCGCUACCAAACGCCAAAGAGUUGGAUCUUCCAAAUCAUAUAAAGUAAGCCCAGAAAAGAAAAAACCUAAAAAUGAUUCUCCAAUUGUAAUCAGAAGAUCAUUACGCACACGAGGAAUGCCGCCUCCUGAUUCAAUUGGUUUAGAUAACGACUUAGUUGACACGCCAUCUACUGAAACUGGAAAUUCAAAUAGUGAGGAGAAACCCUCUCCGAAUGUUAUGGGUCCUCUUAAUCUGAGUGAUGCCUAUAGUGGCACGGGAUCUUAUCGAGCUCUAAUUGCCACCAUUUCGUCUCUUGAAGAUAAAACUUUUGUGGCUAAAAAGGAAUGUGAUAUUUCUUGUGAAAAAAAGCCCCAUCUGGGUGGUUCGGUUAUGAAGGAAUUUGAUGAAAAUGAGGUUGGGAAGAAGGAAAAAAUUGAUGGGCCCUCGAGUGGUUUGGUUAAGAGUGAGUAUUUGGAUUUUGGAAUCAAGAUAGAGAAGAAGGAAGAAACUAAGGGUUGUGAAGAUUUAUGGUCGAUGAAUUUGAAGGAGGAGAAUAUAGCUAGAAUAAUGCCAGGGAGGAUUAUGGUGGUGAAAUUUUUGCCUUGCAGUGAUGUAAGGAUGAUCGUUGGGGGGAAUAAGUCUGGUAAUGUUGCGUUUUGGAAUGUGGAUAGUAAUGGAGAGGAUGGGGAUGGAAUAUAUCUGUAUCGCCAACAUACUGGUCCCAUUUCAGGGAUUUUGUUUCAGCAAUCCUGCCUCUCUAAGAUAAUUACCAGCUGUUAUGAUGGUUUUAUAAGGGUAAUGAAUGUUGAGAAGGAAGUGUUUGAUCUUGUGUACUCAAGUGAUGAUACUAUAUUUUGUCUCUCCCAACAACCAAAUAAUAUGAAUGGCAUAUAUUUUGGUGAGGGUCAUGGAGGAUUGAGUGUCUGGGAUGAGAGGACAGGAGGAAUUUGUUCACAGUGGAAUCUGCAUGAAAAGAGAAUCAAUUCCAUAGAUUUCAAUUUACAGAACCCCAAUGUUAUGGCCACUAGUUCCACAGAUGGGACCGUUUGCCUUUGGGAUAUACGAAAUGUUAAUCCAAAUAAACCCGAGAGUUUGAAGAUAGUUAGCCAUAAAAGGGCUGUGUAUUCUGCUUACUUCUCACCUUCUGGAAGCUAUCUUGCAACAACUAGUGCUGAUGAUACAGUUGGAAUACAAAGCACUGCUAAUUUCGAAGACAGUUCUAGAAUAUACCAUAACAAUCACACAGGCAGAUGGCUUUCUUCUUUCAGAGCAAUAUGGGGUUGGGAUGACUCGCACAUCUUCAUCGGCAAUAUGGGAAGAGGAGUGGACGUGAUCUCUCGCACACAAAAACGAUUAGUUUCAACACUAGAAAGUCCCUACAUGACUGCUAUUCCUUGCAGAUUUGAUGCACAUCCUUUCCAUGUUGGAACCCUUGCUGGAGCAACUAGUGGCGGCCAGGUUUACAUUUGGACAUCAAGCUAGGAUUUAUUAGUUAGCAUGUUUUGAUGUUCGCUUUCAGUAUACAGGAAAUUCUUGCUAGACUGAGUUUUUUUUAUCGACCACUCUCACAUUAGUGAACUCCACGAUUAAAGGACAGUGAAGUUUUUGUGAGAAACAUUCACGAAGGACUCGGUGGACGAAAGUACUUCCCAUCAGUUAACAUGUUUUAGCCUGUAGCUGUUUUCGUCAUGAGCUAUGUAAUUGUUUUUUGGAACAUAAUAUUACCAACUGAUGUAAAAUGACCAUGGCAGUGUCAGAAUUGUGAAUUAUGUAUUUAAGCUA